AUGGGGGCGAAAUCGAGUUCUAGAUGUUGUUGUUGUAGCUGGUUCAUCGGAAUCAUCGUUUUAAUCGCUGUAAUUCUCGCCGUCGUUUUCACGUUCAGGCAUAAAGCAAACCAUUCCGAUGACGGAGAUAAUAUCGCUCCCGGAUCCAUCGAUAAGAAAUACGCAGACGCUCUCAAAAUCGCUAUGCAGUUCUUCGAUAUCCAGAAAUCUGGUAAGUUGGUAAACAACAAGAUAUCAUGGAGAGGAGAUUCAGGUCUUAAAGAUGGAAGCGAAGCGAGCCUCGACCUUUCGAAAGGUUUAUACGAUGCAGGAGAUCACAUGAAGUUUGGUUUCCCAAUGGCUUUCACUGCCACUGUUCUCUCCUGGUCGAUUCUCGAGUACGGCGAUCAAAUGGAUUCCGUUAAACUAUUGGAUCCUGCUAAAGAAUCUCUCAAAUGGACCACUGAUUUCCUAAUCAAUGCUCACCCUUCUCAAAAUGUCCUCUAUAUCCAGGUAGGAGAUCCGGAGACGGAUCAUAAAUGUUGGGAUAGGCCAGAGACAAUGUCGAGGAAUAGAACGCUUACGAAAAUCGAUACAGAGACACCAGGGAGUGAGGUUGCUGCAGAAACAGCAGCAGCUAUGGCUGCAGCAUCUUUAGUCUUUAAAGAAAGUGAUCCAAAAUAUUCAAGCACGCUUCUGAAACACGCGAAGCAGUUGUUCGAUUUUGCAGACGAUAACCGAGGAUCUUACAGUGUCAACAUACCUGAGGUUCAGAAGUAUUACAACUCGACGGGGUAUGGCGAUGAGCUCCUUUGGGCAGCUUCGUGGUUGUACCAUGCGACUGAGGACAAAACGUACCUCGACUUCGUGUCGAAAAACGGAGAUGAGUUUGGAAAUUUUGGAAGUCCAUCAUGGUUUAGUUGGGACAACAAGCUUCCAGGAACACAUGUACUGUUAUCAAGAUUAACUUUCUUCAAAAAAGGUUUAUCAGGAAGCAAAGGACUCCAAGGUUAUAAAGAAACAGCAGAAACUGUCAUGUGUGGACUUAUACCGAACUCCCCAACAGCUACAGAGAGUAGAACUGAGGGUGGUCUUAUAUGGGUUAGUAAAUGGAAUGCACUGCAACACCCUGUGUCCUCAGCAUUUUUAGCUACACUCUACAGUGAUUACAUGCUCACCUCCGGUAUCGAGAAACUAUCUUGUAGUGACCAGGACUUCAAACCUUCAGAUCUCAGAAAAUUCGCCAAAUCACAGGCUGAUUACAUGCUAGGGAAGAAUCCAGAGAAAAUGAGCUAUUUGGUGGGUUAUGGAGAGAAAUAUCCAGAAUUUGUGCAUCAUAGAGGAGCUUCGAUCCCAGGUGAUGCAAACGUAGGAUGCAAAGAUGGAUUCAAGUGGCUAAACUCGGAGGAACCAAACCCGAACGUAGCUUAUGGUGCACUGGUUGGUGGACCGUUUAUGAACGAGACGUUUAUAGACGCAAGGAACAAUUCUAUGCAAAAUGAGCCAAGUACUUAUAACAGUGCUCUUGUCGUUGGUCUCUUGUCUAGUUUGGUUACUACUCUCCACUCUUCGUCGUCUUCUUCCUCUCGACAUGUUCGACCAAAUCUCACCUUCACUGGUCACUCUCUACUCCCUUUUUUCCCGGAGCUAUUUCCACCGAGAUCCAUGUCUCUUCUGAUCAGAUCCUCCCACGUUUCUUCUCACUUCAAUCUCUUCCAACCUAGAAACUCAAAAUCACCCUCUCGAAUCUCGUCCAGAUUAGUGUUCGUAUCUUCUUUCAAUCACAACCCGUUAAUCAAAUUGGUGUAUAAACGCAACCCAACAAUGCAAUCUGUCUCUAUGUAUUCUUCGAUGACUGUUAAGAGCUCAUUGAUUGAUCCAGACGGUGGGGAAUUGGUGGAAUUAGUGGUACCGGAAUCGGAGAUUGGGUCGAAGAAAGCGGAAUCAGAGGCGAUGCCGAAAGUGAAGCUGACGAAGAUUGAUCUGGAGUGGGUACACGUGAUUAGCGAAGGUUGGGCUAGUCCUUUAAAAGGGUUCAUGAGAGAAGACGAGUAUCUGCAAAGUUUGCAUUUCAAUUCUCUUAGGUUAAAAGAUGGUACUCUUGUCAACAUGUCGCUUCCUAUUGUUCUUGCCAUUGAUGAUGAGACCAAAGAACAGAUCGGAUUAUCCCAGAAUGUUGCUCUUGUUAGCCCUCAAGGAGCUAUAAUCGGUUCUCUACGAAGUGUAGAGGUAUACAAACACAACAAGGAAGAAAGGAUUGCUCGAACUUGGGGAACAACUUCUCCAGGAUUGCCUUAUGUGGAAGAACACAUUACUCCAUCUGGAAACUGGCUGAUUGGUGGUGAUUUAGAAGUUUUCCAGCCGAUUAUGUAUAACGACGGGCUUGAUCAUUACAGGCUUUCUCCUAAACAGCUUAGGAAAGAAUUCGAUAAUCGUCAAGCGGAUGCUGUUUUUGCGUUUCAGUUAAGGAACCCUGUGCACAAUGGCCAUGCUCUGUUGAUGAAUGAUACCCGAAAAAGGCUUUUGGAAAUGGGUUAUAAGAAUCCUAUUCUCUUGCUUCACCCUUUAGGAGGUUUCACAAAAGCUGAUGAUGUUCCCCUUGAUGUUCGAAUGGAACAACAUAGCAAGGUUCUUGAAGAUGGAGUUCUUGACCCGAAGACUACUAUUGUCUCGAUAUUUCCAUCACCGAUGCACUAUGCUGGUCCAACUGAAGUUCAAUGGCACGCCAAGGCUAGGAUUAACGCUGGUGCUAAUUUCUACAUUGUAGGUCGUGAUCCUGCAGGAAUGGGACAUCCUACUGAGAAGAGAGAUCUAUAUGAUCCUGAUCAUGGAAAGAGAGUCUUAAGCAUGGCCCCUGGACUUGAGAAACUAAAUAUUCUUCCAUUUAGGGUUGCAGCUUACGACACAAUAGAGAAGAAGAUGGCGUUUUUCGAUCCCUCUCGUGCAAAAGAAUUUCUUUUCAUUUCUGGAACAAAGAUGCGAACAUAUGCAAGAACAGGGGAGAAUCCUCCAGAUGGGUUUAUGUGUCCGACUGGAUGGAAUGUUCUUGUCAAAUACUAUAAGAGCUUGCAAGAAAGUGAAGAAUCAUCGAAACAACAAGCCGUUGUUUCAGCUUAA
Messenger RNA from Arabis nemorensis, 3096 nucleotides. The record is from the annotation of a GenBank genome assembly. NCBI's taxonomy places the organism in Eukaryota, Viridiplantae, Streptophyta, Magnoliopsida, Brassicales, Brassicaceae.